AUGGUUUUUGAAAAUCCAAGUACAUCGACAACAAGCAACGAAGAAGAUGAUGAAAAAAAAAUAAAAUUUGUAACAAAUCACAAUAAUAAAAGUAAUAAUGAUAUAAAAUCAAUAGUUUCAAAACAACAUGAAGAAGAAUAUGAUUUAUAUGUUGCUAAAUCAAAUCCAAGUAUUCAUUUACAAAAUAUUGAAGAUGGUCAUAGAUUAAGAAAAGCUUUAGAUCCAAGACAUGUUAGUACAGGAAGUUCAUUAAGAACAGCAGGUCCAGCAGCAAUUUUAAUAACAUAUUCAGUAAUUGGAGCAGUAGUAUAUAUAGUAAUGACAGCAUUAGGAGAAAUUUCAACAUUUAUACCAAUGCCAGGAUUUGCAAAUUAUGGUAAAAGAUAUUGUGAUGAAGCUUUGGGUUUUGCAUGUGGCUAUAAUUAUUUAAUUAAAUAUUUAAUUUUACCUGCUAAUCAAAUGACUGCUGGUGCUUUAACUAUUCAAUAUUGGAUUGAUAGAGAAACUGUUAAUCCAGGAAUUUGGAUUACAAUUUUUUUAAUUAUUAUUAUGGGUAUAAAUUUUUUAGGUGUUAGAUUUUUUGGAGAAAUUGAAUUUUGGUUAAGUAGUGUUAAAGUUUUAACAGUAUUGGGGAUCAUAUUAAUAUUAAUAAUUAUUGUUUUAGGUGGAGGACCAACUGGAGAUAGAUUAGGUUUUAGAUAUUGGGAAAAUCCUGGUGCAUUUAUUGAAUAUGAAAAUUUAUCAAAUAAUUUUAUUAUUGAAGGUGAUAAAGGUAGAUUUGUAAGUUUUAUUGCUGUAUUAGUUUCUGCAGUUUUUGCUUAUUUAGGUACUGAAUUAGUUGCUAUAACAUUUGCAGAAACAAGAAAUCCAAGAAAAGCAAUUCCUAAAGCUAUAAAAUUAACAUUAUAUCGUAUCUUGGUAUUUUAUAUUUUAUCAAUUUUAUUUGUUGGAAUGGCUGUAUCAAGUAGAGAUUCAAAUUUAAUGGGAGCAAGUGGUACAAAUGCUGGUGCAAGUCCUUUUGUUAUAGCAAUUAAAAAUGCUCAAAUUAAUGGAUUAGAUCAUGUUAUAAAUGCAUGUAUUUUGAUUUUUGUAUUUUCAGCAGCAAAUUCAGAUGUUUAUGUUUGUAGUAGAGCAUUAUAUUCAUUAGCUGCUGAUGGCUAUGCACCAAAAAUCUUCACAAAGACUAAUAGAUUAGGAGUUCCAUAUUAUGGAUUAGGAUUAUCAUUGUUAUUCAGUUUAUUAGCUUAUAUGAAUGUUAGUAGUGGAUCAGCAGAAGUAUUUGGAUAUUUUGUUAAUGUUGUAAGUUUAACAGGUCUUAUUGCAUGGUCAUGUAUAUUAAUUUUCCAUAUAAGUUUUAUGAAAGCUUUAAAAGUUCAAGGAUUUGAUAGAAAUAAAGAUUUAGUUUAUAAAUCUCCAUUUCAACCAUAUGCUUCCUAUAUUGCUUUAUCAAUUUGUAUUUUAGUAAUUUUAAUUAAAAAUUUUACAGUAUUUUUAGGUGAUGAAUUUGAUUAUGAGAAUUUUAUAACAGGUUAUAUUAUUUUACCAGUAUUUUUUAUAAUUUUCUUGGGUUAUAAGUUUUGGUAUAAAACAAAAUGGCUAAAAUCAAAUGAAGUUGAUUUAGAUACUUUUAGAGAUGUUAUAGAUUCAGAAUAUGAACAAUUUAAAGCUGAAGAUGCUGAAAGAAAAGCGGUAAGAGAAGCUGAAGGUAAAAAAUAUGAUAAAGAAUGGUUCUAUGAUAAAUUUUUAGGUUGGAUUUUUUAG
Lodderomyces pseudojiufengensis is the source of this 1761-nucleotide messenger RNA. RefSeq names its product DIP5. Bases 1 to 1761 code for a protein of 586 amino acids. The transcript has 2 exons. Lineage: Eukaryota; Fungi; Ascomycota; Pichiomycetes; Serinales; Debaryomycetaceae. Gene Ontology annotation, cellular component: membrane. Gene Ontology annotation, biological process: amino acid transmembrane transport. The record is from RefSeq and is a predicted model, not a curated record. Gene Ontology annotation, molecular function: amino acid transmembrane transporter activity.